Spirometra erinaceieuropaei is the source of this 5078-nucleotide messenger RNA. The record is from the annotation of a GenBank genome assembly. Lineage: Eukaryota; Metazoa; Platyhelminthes; Cestoda; Diphyllobothriidea; Diphyllobothriidae.
AUGCGCAUGCUAGAGGAUGACGUCCAGUCAGUCGCGACGCCGCAGUACCAUUACGGACUUCUGCUUAACAUAAGUCGACUUCGUCUUGUCAAGGGGAAUGACAAACGAAUUCUGCUUCAUGUGGCAUUGUUCAUUUUCUCCAGAACUUACGCAAAUGCAGGAAAAGUUGAAAAAGUGGAAACGUCAACUAUCCAUUCCGACUUGACAGUUCAACUUGAGACGUUUGACGAGUCGUAUUCGAUGCCCAUUGCGGUCUCGCCAUCCAAUAACUUAGUGCACUCUGUAGAGAAAUCAGCCGCGGUCGAUUUUGAGGUACGCCGACUCAACAGCAAGCCUUUUGAGCCCAAACUCUUACCCAAUCUACCAUCAACCAAGAAAACCAAAGCAGGUGAUUAAUCCAAAGACAGGCCCAAGUUCAAUUUCUGUUACUCUGUAGAAGUUCAGGUUCACUUGGACAACUUUCCCGCGAACAUUCUGACCGUCAGCCGUCAUUAUUUUUUCCCUUUUGUCGAGGGUAAACUACAUGUAUUUCCGAAUGGCAGACCAUUUAUGUAUGCUAAUCGUACGUUCCCACAUAUGCCUUCCUCUUAUCACACUACUACUUACUUUUCUGUCGUGGCUUUUUUGUAACUCACCAGACAUUAAUUUAUUGUCGUCCUCCAGUUGCCACGUCAGCAAAGCUAACAGUGGAACGUACCAUAUUUGACUAUCCUUUGUCAUAGGUAUUUUGGCAGAUUUUGAAUAAUUCGUAUUGACCCAACUGUGAAAAACUCGGCGCCUCGGUGGGAUUCGAACCCACGCAGAAUGGAGAAGGCUUUAGUACAGCCAACGCUCUAACCACUUGAGCUAUGAGGCUCCGCCGGACGAUUCGAGUUUAAUCACAUUUGGGUCAAGUUUACGCGCCCAACCAACUGCAAUGUCUGGAAUUCACCACAGCUGGACCAUAAUGAAUCAUUCAAAAUCUGCCAAAAUACCUAUGAAUUACCUCAGCCUGGUAGUCAUCUGGUGGAUUCUAGGUGAAUUACUUAGAAAAUCCUGCUUGGGCAGUCAACUUACUGUAUCAGAUUUGGUGAAUUCCAGACGUUGCAGUAGGUUGGGCGGGUAAAAUUGACUCAAAUGUGAUUAAACUCGAUUCGUCCGGCGGGGCCUCGUACGUCAAGUGGUUAGAGCGUUGUCUGUACUUAAGCCUUCUCCUUACUGCGUAGGUUCGAAUCCCACCGAGAAGUCGAGUUUUUCACAGUUGAGUCAAUAUGAAUUAUGCUAAUGACAACAAGGAAUUAGUUAAUAACUUUUCAAGCACCCUUGAUCGGCACAAAAUUUUUCUAAAUAACGAUCUGAAUUUUUUCUACGGUUUAUUACAGUGCGUAUCAGAAGGUCUUCUCGACUUAAUUCAACAGAAGACGUUUAACGCGAGUGCCACUUCCCCCUUUGUCCCACAUUUUCUUGAAAACAGACUUAAAAAGCUACGGAAGCAGCUUCAAAAUCCUUCCAUGUGCUGAUUAUUAGUUCACCUCAGAAUCCUUGAAAUAUUUUAAUUAGCUUCCAAAAUGAGGCUCGCGCGAGAUAGGCACAGGGAAUCUUUUGCUACUAAUAACGUGAAUGCUUCUAAAUCACUUGCUCAGAUCUUUCGUCAAAGAUCAUCUGUUAAAUUCCACCACGUCAGUUCGCCUUUGCUUAGUACCAACGAUGCCUUCAUUAUGGAGGAGUCAGGCAAAUCAGAAAUGUUAAAUUCAUUCUUUGCCAAACAUUUCACCAUUGAAACUGACACAAUCCCUUUAAUUCCUCCGUUGUCUAAUAAUAAUAAUAAUAAUAAUAAUUGUUCAUUAAAGACCCGUCGGGGUCCCAUCAAAGCAAGAAAAAAUAAAUUUACAUGCGAAGUUUAGACGACAUAGGCAAAAUCUGUACAAAGUUCAAUUCAUAGUUUCUGAAUUAUUAGUCCGUUAAGAAAAAUGAUUAGCGAGGGGGGAAAAAACUCCACACGAAAAUUUAAAAAUGACUGGAUUAAUUUUACAGGAGAAAAAACCCCUCGAUGAAAAAGCAAUAACAGAAAAAUUCGGACAGGACUGGCCCGCAUGUUGCGGUAUAAAAUGGAUUAUAAUCGGACAUCGACAGGGCAGAAAUAUAUGGCAUUGUAUAAUGGAUUUCAUGAAGGGUUAAGUAGGCGGGUCAGUCAGGACUGGCCUGUAUGUGGCCUUGAAUAAGGCAAAUAGGUGGCAAAAUUGAAAACCAGUCUCGAGGCGAUAGGAACCCAGACGCGGUCGGUUACAUUACUCCGAGUCUAUCCGAGGAUUGGGAAGGGAGAUGCGACCAGGCUACUAGCAUCAUCAGUUUUGCUCCUGAAACUAUUUAAGGACUGAUAAACUAGCUUACUAACUCGCGCUCAGUAGGUGCGGACAAUGUCCCAAACUCUAUUAUAAAACAGCUAAGAGAUUUUCCUCCUCUGCUAAGCAAACUCUUUUCAGUAUUUCUUGUAAACGGCUUCUUUCCUGACUAUUGUAAAACUUAUAUUAUUAUUGCAGUAUUUAAAUCUGGCUGUCGUUCUGAUACUCAGAACUAUCCAGGUGUCCAUAAAACACCCUCUCUCGCCAAAAUUAUUAAAAAAAAUCAUCGCCAUGAAAAUUACGGACUUUUGUAUAGCCAUUCAAGUUAUUAGCCCUUCCUAACAUUGUUUUCUACCAGACCGCUCUUGUGAAACAUGUCAUCUGUCGUUUCUCAAUCUACUUACCUCUCCUCGUAAUGACCAGCUAUCUGUUGUCGUUAUUUAUUUUGACCAUAGUAAAGACUUUGAUAAAAUGCCUCAUAGAAGACUCUUGGUUAAAUUAGAAGCUCUGGGAAUUCGCAGUCCCCUAAUAGACUUUAUCAAGUCAUACCUGUCUAAUCGUAAACAAAAGGUCUUAGUGGAAUCUUCAUUUUCCAAUGAGAGCCCUAUUGUAAGUGGUGUCCUACAAGAUGUCGUCUUAGGUCCUCUUUUGUUCCUGUUUUUCAUACAUGAUAUCUCGUCGGCAGUUAAACAUUCUCAACAACAUUAAACAACUGUGUACUAGGCAUGAUACAGAUGCUCUCUUCCAGUUCCAAAAUUCGUCUAAAAAUUUAUUCUUACUCGCCAUGAUCUGAUCACCACGGGUCUUAAAUAAAAACUAUUUAUUUAUUUCAUUUAUAACCAUUCGUCUGGUAUUUUUCAUGCCCUUAGAUUAAUACGCCCUGAAAUCAGUACCUUGACUAUUUGCUGUAGUUCACAUGUCUAAAACAGUACAAUGGACGUGGUUUGACCCACUGAAGAGCUCGAAUGAAAUCGCCGAUAUGGAAUUAUUUAGUGCACUGGAGUUGUUAUGUCAGUAGGACAACUUGCUUCUCCUGGGUGACUUUAACCUUUCAGGAAUGGACCGGAAAAUUCCCUCAGCAAACGCCCCGCCCAAGUCAUUUGACCACUAGCUACUGUAACUCUCCCUUAACGAUAAUAAUAAUAAUUUAUUAAAGACCCGUCGGGGUCCCAUCAAAGCAAAUGAAUGCCUCACUCAAGACAUAAAAUUCGGAACAAGACUGAGAGAAGGACAACGAUCUAACUGUUUAUAUUUCGUUCUCAGUAAAGAAGGGGGCUCACAAGUGAAGUGAAUCCACAACCACCGCUCGGUUUAGGUGACAAUGUUGCUUUUACCUGCGUGUGCUCUCUCCUACCGAACCAAAAACUAGAAAGCAAGAGGCGCAGGAAUAUUUGGAAGGGUGAUUUUAAUGCAACGAAACGUGCUCUUUUGAAGCAAACCUGGUUAGUCAGCAUGGAAGAUUCGGGAGAAUUCUGGCAAUGCUUUCGCUGGAUUAAACAGCAUCUAGUUGACUCCGAUUGUCCAAUAAAAAUACCAAGACCAAGUGCGCGACCGCCGUUGGUCACACCGAUGACAAGGAAGACCGUGGAGAAGAAACAGAAUUUGCCGAAAAAGUAUUUGCAUCUUCAAGAUCCAGUAACAUUCACCGAAUAUAAGGAGCAGUGCUAGGAAUGAUACAAACAAACACGAGUUGCUAUAACUUCUUUCGAGCGUCGACUGAUAGCAGAAUCCAUUACAUGCCCCAAGAAGUUUUAUGAAUACGUCGGCAGUAGGAGGAAACAUAGGGACGAAAGUGCGUGUUUGAACGAUAGACUUGGGAACUUAUAAGUUGAAGAGAAGGUGCAAUUAAUACCUCCGUUUUUUCAGUCAUUCUUUAAGAUGAAAUCCUCUGAAGACAAUCAGGAUUUCGAAAUGGACCAAGACGGCCGGGAGCUUCAAAUGCGCCAAGAUACUGCCAUCAUUGAAACUGCUGCCUUUUCCGCCGAAGACGUAGGACGUGUCGUCAGACAAAUAAAACCAGAUAAGUUAACUGGACCCGACGGGAUUUCUGGGCUGAUACUUAAGGAGCUAUCAGCGGAGGUGUCAAAGCCUAUUUUGACUCACUUUAAGCUGUCAAUGAGAACAGUGAGGCUGCCCUCACAGUGGAAGACAGCUAACCUCGUCGCCUUACAUAAGGGAGGUAGCAGGAUGGCAGUAAGCAGCUUCGCAUCUAUUAGUUUAACUUGCCUCUCAUGCAGAACGAUGGAAGCCCUAGUAAAGAGUGCUAUACAGAAAUUUUGGGAAGAAAAUAACGUGUUGUAUGAUUUUAAACAUGGCUUCCGGAGAGGACGUUCCUACCUCUCAAAUUUGCUAGCUUUUCUGGAUAUCUGGACCAGGGCUUUAGAAGAGGGUUUUGAGGUCGAUGUCGUGUACAUCGAUUUCCGCAAAGCUUUUGACACUGUCCCACACCAACGUCUUCUUCACAAAUUGAGCGACAUCGGCAUCCGGGGAGAUCUUCUGAACUGGAUAAGGGCGUCUCUGGUCGGCCGCAAACAACGUGUCUGUAUCGGAGAUGAUAUGUCAGAAUGGGUGAACGUAACUAUUGGUGUGGCUCAAGACUCAGUUCUGGGACCCUUGCUUCCCAUCCUUUAUGUUAAUGACAGCCUUCAGGAACUCGAAUGUGACAAAAUAAUGUUUGCCGAUGACGUUAGGCCCUGGCAAGUCAUUAAGAGUCCGAAUGAUAAUCUGCGCCGACUGCAAACGUGGUCGGAGAAAUGA